Molecule: messenger RNA, 1699 nt
Organism: Salvia splendens (bonfire salvia)
Lineage: Eukaryota; Viridiplantae; Streptophyta; Magnoliopsida; Lamiales; Lamiaceae
Product: cannabidiolic acid synthase-like
Exons: 1
Coding region: 4-1638 (544 amino acids)
Molecular function (GO): FAD binding; oxidoreductase activity
Source: RefSeq, a predicted model, not a curated record
ACCAUGAAGAUUCCUUCCAUCUCCACUCUCACUCUCACUCUCACUCUCAUCAUCUUCUUCAUCUCCACCUUCUCACCGGCGGCCACCGCCGAUGGCCACAACCAUUUCCUCGAAUGUUUGUCGGAAUAUUCCGACAACCACGCCUCGAUAUCCAACCUUGUCUACACCAAAUCCAACUCCUCCUACACUUCAAUCCUCCAAGCCGCCAUCUGGAAUCUAAGAUUCACCACAGAAUCUACUCCCAAGCCGCAGGUGAUCAUAGCCCCGAACCACGAAUCCCAAAUCCCACCAAUCAUACGCUGCGCCAAGCAAACCGGCCUCGAAAUCCGAACCCGAAGCGGCGGCCAUGACAUGGAGGGCUUAUCCUACCGAUCGCAGGCCCCGUUUGUGAUCAUCGAUUUGUUCAAUCUCGGCGAAGUAACCGUCGACGCCGAGGCAAAAACCGCCUGGCUCGGCGCCGGCGCGACCCUCGGCGCGCUGUACUACCACAUCUCUCAAAAGAGCUUGCUUCUCGGCUUCCCGGCCGGAUUCUGCCCCACCGUCGGCUCCGGAGGCCACUUCAGCGGCGGCGGCGACGGCACGUUGGUGCGGAAAUACGGCAUGGCGGCGGAUAACAUCAUCGACGCGAGAAUAGUAGACGCCAGAGGCAAGAUUCUUGACAGGGAAUCAAUGGGGGAGGAUCUGUUCUGGGCGAUCAGAGGCGGCGGAGGCGCUAGUUUUGGUGUUAUUGUUGCAUGGAAGGUGCAGCUGGUGGAUGUUCCAGAAACUGUCACUGUUUUCCAAGUCAGCAAGACUCUGGAGCAGAACGCGACGGAACUUGUCCAGAAAUGGCAGUCCGUCGCGCCCUACGCCGACAAGGAUCUUUUCGUCGGUAUCUUGUUGAACAGAGUCGGUUCGACGGUUUCGGCUAACUUCUUUUCCCUUUUCCUUGGACGAGCCGACAGAUUAGUCGCGCUUGUCCAAAAAACAUUCCCCGAGCUGGGUUUGGUAAGAGAAGACUGCGCGGAGAUGAGCUGGAUCGAUUCCGUCGUCAGCUUCGGCCGAUUCACCUCCGCAUUGCCGUUGGAUCUCCAAACGCCGGCGGAUUUGCUGAUCAGGAAGGAUCCGAAUUUGAGAUUCUUGAAAAUGAAGUCGGAUUUUGUAGAGAAGCCUCUUCCGGAGGAAGGGGUCAGGGGCUUGUUGAAUCUUCUCUUCGCGCCGGAGGCGGUGGCGGGGCUGAUCGCUUUCAUCCCACACGGCGGGAGGACGGCGGAGAUUUCGGAAUCGGCGCUUCCGUUUCCGCACAGGGCGGGAAACUUGUUUAAAGUGGAGACUAUUGUGUACUGGCAAGAUAAUGAGAAUGCGCAGAGGUAUGUGGAUUGGAUGAAGAGGUAUUACGAUUACAUGACUCCUUAUGUUUCCAACAAUCCGAGGUCUGCGUAUGUCAACUACAGAGAUCUCGACUUUGGAGUCAACAACGUUGAGGGGAGGACGAGCUAUGCACAGGCGAGUGUUUGGGGGAAGAGGUACUACAAGAACAAUUUUGAUCGUCUUGUUCUAGUGAAGACCAUGGUUGAUCCCGAGAAUUUCUUCAGAUUUGAACAGAGCAUUCCGCCCGUUCACUCGUGGUCGAGCGACAAAGGCGUGUGUCCGAUUUGAUUUGAUUUGAUUUGCAUUUUUCAGUCUGAUCGGAUUGGUUGAAUAAGGAAUUGUUAUAUCG